Molecule: messenger RNA, 761 nt
Organism: Paramecium pentaurelia
Lineage: Eukaryota; Ciliophora; Oligohymenophorea; Peniculida; Parameciidae
Source: the annotation of a GenBank genome assembly
AUGUCCAAAUAUUCUGUAAUUCUACCCACUUAUAAUGAAAGGGAGAAUUUACCAAUUAUCACUUAUUUGAUCUUUGAAAUGGCUAAAAAGAAGUAUUCUUCAAUAUAUAUUAAAAAGUAAUUUGGAUUUUGAGAUUAUCAUAAUAGAAGACAAUUCUCCUGAUGGUACUUUACAGGUAGCAUAAGAAUUAAAGAAAGUAUAUGGUGAUAAGUUGAUCAUUCAUUUUAGAGAAAAAAAACUUGGUUUAGGAUCUGCUUAUAUGGAUGGGAUCAAACUUUGUCAUGGCAAUUUUGUUGUAAUUAUGGAUGCAGAUUUAUCACAUCAUCCAAAAUAUUUAGUUGACUUUAUCCAAAAAUAGAAAUAAACUAAUUGUGAUAUAGUGACAGGAUCUAGAUAUAUAAAUAAAGGAGGUGUUAUGAAUUGGGGUUUUGAUAGAAAACUUACAUCUAGAGGUGCCAAUUUUCUAGCUUCAACAAUGUUAGGAGUGAAGUGUUCUGAUUUAACAGGAAGUUUCAGAUUAUACAAAAGAGAAGUCUUAGAAAAAGUAAUUAAAGAUGUUGUCUCAAGAGGAUAUGCUUUUCAAAUGGAAAUCAUCAUUAGAGCAAGAUAAUAUGGAUAUACAAUAGAGGAAGUAUAAAUAUAUUAGAUAAUUUAAGGUGCCUAUUGUUUUUGUUGAAAGAAUCUUUGGAGAAUCGAAAUUGGGGGCAUCAGAAUUUUAAAUAUACUUAAAGGGAUUAUGGAAAUUGUUGUGGACAUUCUGA